AUGACAACACGCGACAACUAUCCACCAGCAACAUGGCCAGCAUUACCCAACUUUGAACUCCCUGCAGCAUUGGACUUUCUCAAAUUGAAAAACUUCCCACUCAAAGUCUAUCCAGCCGUUUACGAUCGUCCCAAAUUGCAGCAUGACACGUUGUACAUUCACGGCCCCGGUUGGAGAAAAUCGAGUGCCAGCUUCGACGCCGAUUGCUUACAGAUUCAGAUCUAUCUCAAGUUUUGUGGGAUCAACUUUGAAGUACAUAACGGCAACGAGCCUCUCGCAUCACCGUCAGGCAAACUCCCUUUCUUGGCUACUGUAACAGGGGCUAUUUAUGACAGCGAUCGCAUUCUGCAAUGGGUGGAUGAAAUGGACAAGGCCAAGAAACUCGCUUCCACAAAAGAUCAAGAACAAGCAAAGGCUUUUAUUGCACUUGCACGUACCAAAUUACAUGCAGCAUGGCUUUUCUCUACAUGGCUUGAACCUCUCAACUACUCAGAAUACACCGCCGACGCCUAUUUCAGUCAUGUCCCUACUCCUGUGAACAAGCUAUUAGCCUAUCAAAAGCAAAACCAAGUGACUCAAACGUUGUUGACGGAUCGCGAUAUCCUUGUUCGUGAAGAGGUCUAUCAUGACGCAGCUCAAACCUUGGAAGCUCUUUCAACAAAGCUUGGUGAUGACAAGUACUUUUUUGGAUCAACAGAACCUACUUGGAUUGAUGCAGUGAUCUUUUCGUACCUUCAUGCUAUCAUGUCAUAUCCUACCAUCCCCGGAAGCACAUUGGGUGACGAAGAGAAGAAGCAAGCUGGUGAGCUAAGAGCUCUCGUUCGCAAGCAUGAAAACCUCGUUCAGUACGCCAAAAACAUAUAUGAAACAUGGCUUAAAUAG
Lichtheimia ornata is the source of this 882-nucleotide messenger RNA. RefSeq lists its product as uncharacterized. The transcript is spliced from 7 exons. The record is from RefSeq and is a predicted model, not a curated record. Bases 1 to 882 code for a protein of 293 amino acids. Gene Ontology annotation, cellular component: SAM complex. NCBI's taxonomy places the organism in Eukaryota, Fungi, Mucoromycota, Mucoromycetes, Mucorales, Lichtheimiaceae.